GCGAUCCCGGAAGCGGUGUCAGUCUGGGAGCCGGCGGCGGGCAGCGGGCGGCGGGACUUGUUGUUCUUCACGAAGUCGGAGCGCUAGCGCGGGCGGAGGCGCCGUCCGCUGGGAGCGCGAGUGGAGGAGCGCGAGGGGAGCGCGUGCCCGCGAGGAGGCGCCGCGCCGCGGUCCGCGACGCCAGGUACGAUUUCUAAGUGGCUUUGCCCUGGUGACUGUGCCCAGGUUAUGACGACGAAUCCCAAACCGAAUAAGGCAUUAAAGGUUAAGAAGGAGACGGGUGAGAACGCCCCGGUGCUCAGCGAUGAUGAGCUGGUGUCCAUGUCAGUGCGGGAGCUGAACCAGCACCUGAGGGGGCUCACCAAGGAGGAGGUGACGCGCCUGAAGCAACGGCGGCGCACGCUCAAGAACCGCGGCUACGCAGCCAGCUGCCGCAUCAAGCGGGUGACCCAGAAGGAAGAGCUGGAGCGGCAGCGGGUGGAGCUGCAGCAGGAGGUGGAGAAGCUGGCCCGUGAGAACAGCAGCAUGCGGCUGGAGCUCGACGCCCUACGGGCCAAGUAUGAGGCCCUGCAGACCUUUGCCCGCACCGUGGCCCGCGGACCCAUCACACCCACCAAGGUGGCCACCACCAGCGUCAUCACCAUCGUCAAGUCCGCCGACAUCUCCUCUACUUCUGUGCCCUUCUCGGCUGCAUCCUAGUCCCUGCCGGGGCCGCGUCCCCAAUGCCUGCCCUUGGAUCCCUGGCACAAACUGAGCAUCUGUGCACUGCGGACCUCUUGGGGCCAAGGGCAGGGACAGCAGGACUGGUGGCCGGCCCAGGAAGGAGAGUAGGCUCUUGUGAGCCAGAGCCACCUGCCACCCACACGCACACUCAUGCACACUCACACCUACACGCACACUCACGCCACCCCUUCUCCCUAGAUGUGUCUGUUUAUAAGAGUUGUUAGAGUCCUAAGGCGCUGUGGCUGGGUGCAGGGGGCUCAUCUUCCAUGCCUCUGCGAGCACCCUGUUGGCCCCGUCCUACCAGCCAGCCCCCAUCAAGCUCUGGCCACCCUGAGAGGCGGGGGCCUGUUGGCAGCUCUGAUCUUCCAGUUGUCCCCAUGGAAAUGCACUGUGACCUGCUUUAGCUCUUACAUUCAUGCCUGGCCCCUGUGAGGCAGACUUGGGAGGGGAUGCCUGAGGGUGCUAAUUUGUGUGUGUGUGUGUGUGUGUGUGUGUGUGUGUGUGUGUGUGUGUGUGUGUGUAUUCAUUCAUCUGCCUGACAUCACAGCACCCAUGGCCAUAGCACUAUCCUUGGAGGAAUAGCUGGGUCAGGUGGGAAGGGCUUGUCAAGUAGUAUCAGAGUAGUGCGCAUGUUACGGAAUGUCCCUGUGUUUUGUGACCCAAGGAGGUCAGCCAGGGAGGUGCAGGAUCUGACCCACAGGUGGAGUUGGGGACAGGAGUCUCCCACCAGUCAGCAGGGAGCAGGCUUGGUCUUCCUGGAGCCACUGCUCACUAGCUGUGCUCAGUGUGGGUGAGAAGGGGGAUUUUGGGGGGCCUGCAGGGAAGGGCUGCUGUGGUCAGGAGAGAAGCUUGGUGGCCAUUGAGGUGGAAGUGGAGGAUAUUCUGUGGCACAGGCCAGGGGUCAUCGUAGUUUCCAUUGUGGAAGGAGGAGAGUGGUCAGGUGGGGAGGAUGGGGCAGGAGCCAGGGAAGGGGACCCAGGUCCUGGGAUGUGGAGGGGUCUGGGUGGUGCUAUAUGGAGGUCAGAGGGCCCUAGCUGGGACAGGCUUAUUGUGUCCAGCCUAGGUAGGCUGUGGGUGUGGUGCUUAACUGUCAUUGGCACCUCCUGCUCUUGCUUUAUAAAACUCCUAAGAUGCUGAUGCUCUUGGAAUCCUUCUGGCUUCCUUCCCCUGAGCAUCACCACAGGGCCCCUCUGGGACAGGGGCCUCAGCAGGGCCACCAUUGUGAGCUGGUGGGAUGCCAGCCCUAUGUCUUGCCACCAGAAGCCUUCAUGUGUGAUAAGCAGGGGUAGUGCAGGGACUUCCAGUUCCCUCAUGGCUUGCCCUCCACCUACAUAGUGAGACCCCCAGCAAACCACCAAGUUCACUUGCAGGAUGUUGGCUACAUUGGGAGGAGGGCAGUGGACAGCCCCAAAGGACAGACAGCCCCAAGGGCUGUGGCCUGGUUGUGUGUCUACUGUUAGUGGAUAGAAGUGUCUGGGAGUCUGCGGCAGCACUGGGGUGCAGCGGUUGGUCAUCCUCCUGGCCCGGGGUUGCUCAGGGCCGGCUGGGCAAUAGCCCAAGGCACAUGGGAUCCACAAAGAGCAAAGGCCCCACUGGGCACUUAACAAAAGCUGUUGAUACCAUAGCCAUGGUAGGUAAUCCAUAUUGGAUAUCAGUAAGGACCAUGGGGAAAUAUUUAAAGAAAGAGAAGAAUAUAUAUAUAAAAUUAUAUACAUACUUUAUCUUACAGAAUUUUCAUAACAAUUUUUCCUUUCCAGUUUGAUACUGUAGAUCUUUGUUAGUGCAGAGCCGCAGGGGAUGGUGGGUGGGGUGGGACAAAUUGCCCUCCUUCCUGCGUUCUGCUGCUUGCCAUGGACAGAGGAUGUCUGCUGCCUCCCCUUGGUCUUCCUGCCUGCAGAUGGUGCCAGGCACACUGGGCUCUGGACAAAGCCUGACCCUGCAGGUGCUGUGCAUGGCCCCUCAGAGCAGGCUAUAGCAAUACAAGUUCUGUCCAGUCUUGGAGCCUGUGUCCCCAUCUCAUAGGACUCAGCAGGCAGGUGACCACUGGCCAUGGGUUGCUGCCCAUUGCUGGCCUGUGGUGCUUGGCUUGGGGCAUGGGAGGUGCCCUGCCCUUGGUUCCAGGGUGGACGGAGCUACCGUCACUGCCCAGAGCCUUGGUCCAGGGCCUGGGAAAGAAGCAGCACCUUCUGCUUUUCUUUUCAGACCCUUGAAAUUUCAUUGUCACAAUUUAAUAUGUGGAUUUUUAUUAUUAUUUUAAGAAAAAAGACAAGGACCUCUUUGUUUUGUGGGUUUGUUUUCUGUCCGGCUCCUCAAACUUCCCAAAGAAGGUAGGACUCUACCUGCCAGGGCGGCUGGAACACACGCUCACUGCAUGGCCCAGUCUGUCCUGGCCACCUGGCUACUUGCAUUUCAUUUCAAUAUUUAUUUUUGUGCUACUUUUUCCCCCAGUAUAAAUUAUUGAGAAGAGAUAUAUGCUGUGGACCUUUGUCUGUGCCCACCCUGACCCUGUCUCAUGGCCACCACCUAAUUUAUUGCUGUACAUGUCGCUGCUGUGACUGCUUUUGUACCUUUGCAAUAAAGAAUCUCCUGGUUUCAGGUUCUUCUGGUGCAGACCUGACUCUUGGAGCCAA
Molecule: messenger RNA, 3353 nt
Organism: Chinchilla lanigera (long-tailed chinchilla)
Lineage: Eukaryota; Metazoa; Chordata; Mammalia; Rodentia; Chinchillidae
Gene: Mafk
Product: v-maf avian musculoaponeurotic fibrosarcoma oncogene homolog K
Exons: 3
Coding region: 229-699 (156 amino acids)
Biological process (GO): regulation of transcription by RNA polymerase II
Cellular component (GO): nucleus
Molecular function (GO): DNA-binding transcription factor activity, RNA polymerase II-specific; RNA polymerase II cis-regulatory region sequence-specific DNA binding
Source: RefSeq, a predicted model, not a curated record